UUUCACUUUCUAGUUCACCUUUUCUAACAUCCUAAAUACAAGAACACAAGAUGAGUCAACUUGUGACCCUUGCAACUUGUUCGCUCAAUCAAUUUGCUUUAGACUUCGAAGGAAAUGCCCGUCGUAUCCUUGAGAGUAUCAGGCAGGCAAAAGCUGCUGGUGCGUCUCUCCGUAUCGGUCCCGAGCUAGAAAUCACUGGAUAUGGAUGUCUGGAUCAUUUUCUCGAGGCCGAUACUACCACGCAAGCCUGGGAGGCUUUAGCUAUGAUCCUCGCCAAUCCGGUAUGCGAGGACAUACUCAUCGAUAUCGGAAUGCCUGUUUGGCAUAAGAACGUCCUGUACAAUUGCCGUAUCAUUUCAUACAACAAGGAGAUACUUCUCAUCCGACCAAAGCUGCACCUUGCAAAUGAUGGUAACUAUAGAGAAAUGCGAUACUUCACACCGUGGAAAGGUGAGACCAUCGUUGAAGAUUUCUACUUGCCGCCGGCCAUCGAAAAAUUGACUGCGGGUCAGAGGAAAUGCAGGAUUGGAGAUGCAUUGAUCCAAACAAGAGAUACCUGCCUAGGUACGGAGACUUGUGAGGAGCUCUUUACUCCUCGAAGCCCAGGCUCAGGCGCUGGACUAGACGGAUGUGAGAUCAUCUCCAAUUCAUCUGGGUCUCAUCACGAACUCCGAAAAUUGAAUACCCGAGUGGAUCUGAUUCGACAAGAAACUCUAAGAAGUGGUGGGAUUUAUUUAUACAGCAACCAACAAGGUUGCGAUGGUGAUCGUCUCUACUAUGAUGGCUCUGCCAUGAUCAUCGUUAAUGGUCGGAUUGUGGCUCAAGGAUCACAAUUCAGCUUAUCGGAUGUCGAGGUCGUUACAGCAACUGUUGACCUAGAGGAUGUGCGUAGCUAUCGUUCCAUCAAAAGCCGAGCCAUGCAAGCAAGUCAUCAGAAAGCCUACGAACGAGUCGAGGUGGAACUUCGUCUCUCAAAUGAUUCAGAUGACUUCGACUUUGAUCUGAAGCCAUCUCCUGAGAUCUCUGCCAAGUUCUUACUCCCAGAAGAAGAGAUCGCCUACGGACCUGCAUGUUGGCUUUGGGACUAUUUGAGGAGAAGCAACCAAGCGGGGUUCUUCUUACCCUUGAGUGGCGGUAUUGACUCGUGCGCGACUGCUAUUCUAGUCCAUUCGAUGUGCAGACUUGUCUUCAAGGAUGCCGUGGAAAAGAAAGAUCCACAGGUCCUCAAGGACUUGUUACGGAUUGCUGGAGAACCUGCGACAAGCUCAUGGCGACCCAAGAACCCGCAAGAGAUUGCCACAAAAAUCUUCCACACUGCCUAUCUUGGCAUGGAAACCAAUUCCUCGGCAGACACUCGAAGUAGAGCCAAGGAGUUGGCUUCGGAUCUGGGGUCCUAUCAUCUAGACUUGAACAUUGACACUUGCUAUAAUGCAGUCGUCGCUCUUUUUACCACUGUUACUAACUUCGUUCCUAAGUACAAAAUGUAUGGAGGGACUCCAGCUACCAAUCUAGCCUUGCAGAACAUCCAGGCUCGUCUUCGAAUGGUGCUUAGUUAUCUAUUUGCUCAGCUUCUCCCAACCGUGAGAGGUCGUAAUGCCAAGAAUCCAGACAACAGCAACCCAGGUGGCUUGCUUGUGUUGGGAUCAGCGAACGUGGAUGAAUCGCUCAGAGGAUAUUUGACCAAGUAUGACUGCAGCUCAGCUGACAUUAAUCCAAUUGGAGGCAUUUCCAAGACCGAUCUCAAGCGGUUUAUCUUGUGGUCGAGCACAAAUUUCCAGCUUCCAAUCCUGCAGUCAUUCAUCGAUGCGCCACCAACAGCUGAGCUCGAACCUAUCACAGCCGACUACACCCAAAGCGACGAAGCCGACAUGUCGAUGUCAUACGCCGAACUUUCGGUUUACGGCACUCUCCGCAAGACGUACAAGCUUGGCCCGUAUUCCAUGUGGUCUCGAUUGACACACCAAUGGGGCGAUAAAUUGAGUCCCCAACAAGUCUACGAAAAAGUACGAACCUUCUUCUGGUUCUACGGCAUCAACAGACAUAAGAUGACGACCAUCACUCCUAGUUACCAUGCGGAGAACUAUUCUCCAGAUGAUAACAGGUUUGAUUUGCGGCCGUUCUUGUAUCCGGGCUGGGAUUGGGCGUGGAAGAAAGUCGAGGGUCGAUUGGCGGCUAUGGGAGAGCGGGCUACGCAGAUUCCGCAGCAUGCUGAGGAUGAGAAUAAGAAGAGUGUUUGAGAGGCGUGGAUAGAGCAACAGGUCUAGAGCGGGGUAGAUUUAGCUCGAUGAAAUAAAGUCAGAU
Molecule: messenger RNA, 2301 nt
Organism: Mollisia scopiformis
Lineage: Eukaryota; Fungi; Ascomycota; Leotiomycetes; Helotiales; Mollisiaceae
Product: glutamine-dependent NAD(+) synthetase-like protein
Exons: 9
Coding region: 51-2237 (728 amino acids)
Biological process (GO): NAD+ biosynthetic process
Cellular component (GO): cytoplasm
Molecular function (GO): ATP binding; NAD+ synthase (glutamine-hydrolyzing) activity; glutaminase activity
Source: RefSeq, a predicted model, not a curated record